UUUAUUCAAGAAGCACAACUAAAUGCUAAAAAUAGUUAUGAAGUUUUAGAGUGGAUAUCUUAUAAUAGAUUGAAAAAUAUUAGUUAUUAUGAUAAAGGUGGAUUUAGUGAAAUCCAUAAAGCUAUUUGGCUAGAUGGUCCUAUUAAUAGUUGGAAUUUUAAUAAACAACAGUGGAAUAGGCUACCAAAUUAUGAAGUUGUUCUUAAAUGUUUUAAUAAUUCAUCAAAUUUUGAUAGAUUUUUAAGUGAGUGGAAAUAUCAUUAUAAUUGUCAGAAAAAAUCAUUUUCAAAAUUUAUUCAAAUUUUUGGGAUUACUCAAGACCCAAAUAAUUUAAAUUAUAUAAUAGUAAUGAGUUAUGCAAAAAAAGGAAGUUUAAGAAAAUGUUUAUCUGACAUAGCUAAAAUUAAAUGGCAAUACAAAUUACAAUUACUAAAAAAUAUUAUUUUGGGACUUAAGACAAUACAUGAAUCAAAUCUUAUUCAUUGUGACCUUCAUGAUGGUAAUGUUUUAAUAUCAGAUAAUUUUGAAACAUAUAUUAUUGAUCUAGGAUUGUGUAAACUCGUAAAAGACUCAUUACAAAAUGAAAUUGACAAAAUUUAUGGAAUUAUACCGUAUAUAGCACCUGAAGCAUUAAGAAACCAACCUUAUGUUCAAGCAAGUGAUAUCUAUAGCUUCUCAAUGAUAAUGUGGGAAUUUACGUCAGGUGUUCCUCCAUUUAAUAAUAAAGUACAUGAUCAUCAACUCAUUAUAGAUAUUUGUGAAGGAGAACGUCCUGAAAUUAUAAAAAGUACUCCAAAAUGUUAUAUAGAUUUAAUGAAAAAAUGUUGGAAUUCGGACCCUUUUAAAAGACCAACUAUAGGAGAUCUUGAAAAUAUUAUAUCUAAAUGGCUUAUAUGUGUUAAUGAAUAUUAUGAAGUGAAUGAAGAAAAUAGUGAAUAUUCUAUAACUAGUAUUAAUAUGGACCAAAACAGAAAUGUUAUAGAAGAAUUUGUAAAAGCCAAUAAAGCUUUAUUGCAAGAACAAACUGAAACUUCUAUUAUACAAUUUCGUCCACAAGCAUAUUAUACAAACCGUUUAACUACCAAAAUUUUAGAUCAAAACUCUGAUUGCUUGGAUUGUAGUGGCUUACUUAGUUUUGCUAGUGAAAGUUUUGAAGAUUGUAUGAUUUAAAGACAUGUAGUCAUUGAGUAAGUAUAUAAUACUGUAUGUACAAAAAAGUUAAUUUUUUUAUAUAAAGUAAUUUGUUUAAUUAUUUAGAUAUCGGAAAUAGAUAAAAAUUAUUUUAUUAAAUUUACGAAUUUUAAAACUUUACAACACUAUUCUACUAUGUUAUAUGUGAUACUAUACAUUUAACAGAAGUUAUUUUUGAUUUUUUUUUUUUUCAAGAAUUAUUUAAACACUAAGACUAGAGUAGUAAAAUAUUUUACAAUUUUCUUAGUUUGUAAUUUAAAUAAUUCUUUUUUUUUUUUAUGAUUUAUCCAAUAUGUAUUCUUUCUUUUUUUUAGGAUUAUUUAAACACUAAGACUAGAGUAGUAAAAGUUUACAGGUUUCUUAGUUUGUAAUUUAAAUAAUUCUUUUUUUUUUUUUAUGACUUAUCUAAUAUUAAAUAAAUCUGAUUUUAUUACAUUAUAAUCAAUAACUGCUGUAUAG
Rhizophagus irregularis DAOM 181602=DAOM 197198 is the source of this 1650-nucleotide messenger RNA. Lineage: Eukaryota; Fungi; Glomeromycota; Glomeromycetes; Glomerales; Glomeraceae. The record is from RefSeq and is a predicted model, not a curated record.